UGCAGUGUAGUAGGAGAGAGUGUGGGUGCCUCGAAACGCGGGUGAUAAUAGAAGCGUCGUCGCAGUUCGUCGCGAGGAUUCGGCCUUUUUAGUCUCUGCACGCAACAGAGGCGCGUUCGUGGAAAAAAAUCAAAAUUGGCUGGGAUAGAUAAUACCGAUAAUGGACUCGCUGCGGUAAUAGUUGCCUCUCCAUUCGACGUAGUUCAAUUCUUUUUAUUUCGCAGUUUUUAAUUUGAUAAUAAGAGAAAAAAUGAAGAUACUCGUGAUUAAAUUUUUAUUGGCCUCGUGCUCCAUUAUGUUCGCCCGGGCGGACGGAGAGGAGGGAUACCGUUUGAAGCACGUCAGUGUGAUCUUCCGACACGGAGACCGUGCCCCCGAUCCCGUGGAGAUGUUCCCCAACGAUCCCAACUAUCAGAACACGUUCUAUCCCUAUGGUUUGGGCGGAUUGACGAACGAGGGCAAACGUCGCGAGUAUCGCCUCGGCGAGAUCCUGCGCGAGCGAUACGACGAUCUGCUCGGCGAGGUCUACCAGCCGGACGCGAUCUACGCGCGCAGCACCGAUUAUAGACGAGCCAAGAUGUGUCUGCAGCUCGUGCUGGCUGCUCUGUAUCCGCCCAAGGGUCCGCAGAUCUGGCGGGACGAGCUGGCCUGGCAGCCGAUACCCGCCGAGUACGCUCCCUCCAUCAAGGACUGGUUGAUGAUACCCGAGGAGUGUCCCGAAUAUCUGAAGGAGCACAAGGACGUGAAGAGUCUGCCGGAGGUCAAGGAGAGGAUCGACGAGCUGAGCGAGUUCAUGAGCAAUCUGACCGAGUGGACGGGCCGCGAGAUAUCCUACGUCAACGACAUGUACAAUCUCUAUCACAUCCUCGUGGCGGAGCAGGCGAUGGGCCUGGAGCUGCCACGAUGGGCCAAGGAGGUCUUCCCCCGUGGUCAGCUGUACGACGGCAUUCAGCUGUGGUACGAGAUAUUCAGCAAGACGACGCACAUGAGACGCACCAAUGGAGGAAAAUUAUUGCACAACGUGCUGAGUCACAUGAGCGAUCUGGAGCGCGGCCAGCGGGCCCCGAAGCUCGGUCUGUACAGCGGCCACGAGACCAACGUCGCGGCGAUCCUGCAGACCCUCGGUUUGUGGUAUCCCCACGUGCCCGAGUACAGCAGCAGCGUCGUGCUCGAGCUCCACGAGAAGGACUCGCAGUACUACGUCAAGGUGCUGUACUAUCUGGGGAUCCCCGAGAAGUGGGUGGAGCAGGUGGUACCGGGCUGCGAGGCGGCCAUGUGCCCGGCCGACAAGUUCCGCGAGCUGCUGGCCGAGGUGACGCCGAGCAAGGACGAGAUGGCCUGCGACAAGAGCGUGGCCAAGGGUCACGGUUACAUAUUCUGAUUCGAGUAUUAUUGUGCGCGCGCGCGCGUCGAGGACGAACUUUUGGUAUAGAAUGUGCAAGAAAUGGAGAAAGGAUAAUAAUGAUAAAAUGUAGAAAUAAUACGAGUAGACGAUAAAAAUGUCGGGACGACGAUGGGCACGACGAUUUUUGUGAUAAUGUUUGUUUCGUAUCGUCGUACGUUAAAGUAAGAGCCGAUCUUAAAUGUGUCCAGUUAUGAAUAUGUUUAAUUACAAUUAUAGAUCAUUUA
Molecule: messenger RNA, 1629 nt
Organism: Trichogramma pretiosum
Lineage: Eukaryota; Metazoa; Arthropoda; Insecta; Hymenoptera; Trichogrammatidae
Product: venom acid phosphatase Acph-1-like
Exons: 6
Coding region: 251-1381 (376 amino acids)
Biological process (GO): dephosphorylation
Molecular function (GO): phosphatase activity
Source: RefSeq, a predicted model, not a curated record